AGAGAGAGAGAGAGAGAGAGAGAGAGAGAGAGAGAGAGAGAGAGAGAGAGAGAGAGAGAGAGAGAGAGGCUGCCUGAGGAAAGGAAAAGGGGUGGGGACGGCAGAGGGUGAAUGCAGGAAAGUUUUGCUUCGUAGCAACAAGUUGGAGAAACUCAGCAAACUGCAACAAAAUCCUCAGCCAGCUCGACAGCAAAGCAAACAGCGUGGGACUGAACACACACUCCCACUCCCACACAGGUCGAGGAGAGAGAGCAGAGCUUUAUUCCACGGUGUGUGUGUGUUAGCUAGCACAUUAGCCAGCCACGUUAACAAUGUGUGAGGACGCAGUCCAAGCAGAGAGGAACAGCAUGGUGAGCAGCACCCACGAGAGCCAGGACCUGAUGGUCCCCAGCCUCGACCAACCCUCCCCCAGUCACAGCCUCUCCCAGCUGGGCACAGGAGCUCCUGGAGGAACCACCACCAAGGAGGGGCCACUAAGCCCAACACUGACCCCAGGGACGGGCCCGGUUAACGCCAUCACGGUGCUGACCCUCCUGGACAAACUGGUCAACAUGCUGGACACGGUUCAGGAGAACCAGCACAAGAUGGAAGAGCGUCAGGUGGAGAUGGAGGGAGCGGUGAUGGGGAUCCAGACAGACAUGACCAAGCUGUCCAAGAGCCACACACACACCGCCAACACCGUAAGCAAGCUGCUGGACAAGAGCCGCAAGGUGUCCGUCACCAUGAAGGAGGUGCGCGACAGGAUGGAGCGACAGGCUGGACAGGUGAAGAAGCUGGAGGCAAACCACUCCCACCUGCUCAAGAGGGACAACUUCAAAGUGCUCAUAUUCCAGGAGGAGAAUGAAAUCCCAACCAGUGUGUUUGUCAAGGAUACUGUUCCUUUCCCCCGUGAAGCUGAGGAGGGGGAGGAGACCACCGCUGUCAUCGACACCAACCGCUCCACGGAGGAGGGGCUUCACACCAUCGACCUAUCCUCGGACGAGGACGUAGGGCUGGAGGCGGACCUGGACGAGGUGGGAGAUGACGUAUACGAGCUGGCCGGAGAGCACACAGACAAAUCCCGCACGGAUAAGUUUAAACGCUCUAGUCUAAAGAAGGUGGACAGUCUGAAGAGGGCCUUCUCCAAAGCGAAUAUAGAGAAGAAGAUGAACAAGAUUGUGUCACAGGAGAAACGAGAGAAGAUGAAGAAGAGCCUGACACCCAACCACCCAAAGAGUUCCUCCUUCAAAGUGUCCCCUCUCACGUUCAGCAUCAAGAAGAAUCGUAAGUCUGAGGGCCAACCUGAAGCUGAAGCAGAGGUGGAGGCCUCAUCCCAGACCGGGGUCUCGCCUACUGCCGUGGCCUCCAUUGAGAUCUCCCCGCUGGCCAGCCCUGAUGAGGAGGUCCUCUUCACCGAGGUGCACUCCCAACUGGCUCCAGGGCUGGAGGAGUCCAAGGCUGAGGCUUUGGAGAUGGAAGAGGUGGCUGUCAGUGAAGUUCCAGAAUCUGACGAAAUUCCAGAAUCCAACGGUUUUUCUGAUUCCAAACCGUUCCUAGAAUCCGACGUUCCUGAGGCGGAUGUGGAUCUGUCGGUUAUGACGGAGGGAGUGAGGGAGGAGUACACUCUCUCUGCCACGCUCCCACAUGAUGCCUUCCACUCUAUCUCGCCCUUCGAUGAGGAAGACAGGGAGGAGAAAGUGCAGAGGGAGAAAGAGUAGGAGAAGGAAGGAGAGAAAGAGUAGGAGAAGGAAGGAGAGAAAAAGUAGAAGGAAGGAGAGAAGAAAGUGUAGAAAGAGGUGGAGGAGAAGGAAGAGGAGUAGGAGAAGGAGGGGAGACUUGUGGAAGAGGAGGCCCAGCGGUCAAAGUCCCCUAAAACACACACACACAAAAUAAAUACACCUAUACCUAUUCCAUAAAAUACUUCCCCAUUCCCACUCCCACACUCUGCCCAUCAUCCUCUAAAAAACUCAGACAGACCCUCUGUUCAAAAACACACACACACACACACAAUUACAGUUAAUGUCUGUGUGUCUUCCUGUAUGUCAUUGUGUGCAAUCUAUGUGCUUGCAUGUGUGUGUGUGUGUGUGUGUGUGUGCGUGCGUGCGUGCGUGCGUGCGUGCGUGCGUGCGUGCGUGCGUGUGUGUGUGUGUGUGUGUGUGUGUGUGUGUGUGUGUGUGUGUGUGUGUGUGUGUGUGUGUGUGUGUGUGUGUGUGUGUAUGUGUGUGUGUGUCAGGGGCAGAUGUCUGUUUCACAUGUGAAAAAGGAUGAUGAAGUUGUUAAAAAGGUAUAAUUAUCUUCUUAUGCUACUGCUUAAAGUUUAAACAUAAACCUAUAUUUGUUUUUGUAAGAUGCUAACUUUGUUUGACCUAAUAGAUACAAUUCAAGCCAAUCAGUACAAUACUAGUUACAGAUAACGUGAUCUAACCAAAGAUUGGCGAUACUGUCUUCCAUCUCGAUUCUGGGAAACAGUUAUUUUAGAAAUGCUUCUAUCCAGUGGCAGGGGGUUCUAUAAAAAACACUGAAAACUCAGAUAGUAAAUCCAUGUUUUGUACCACACAAGGAGGAUCCUCGCCAUCUUAGCUACAUCUAGAAUUUCCCAGCAUCUACGACAGAACUAGUCAUUUCUAUGUGAAGCGGCCACGGCCAGACAGUGUGUCACGUUAAAACAAAGCUCUACACACAUUGAUACAAAACAUGGAUUUACUAUCUUUCUGAGGUUUCUCUGCUGUUUGUAGAACCACCUGCCACUGGACAUGGACGUUUAUAAGAUAACUGCUUUCCAGAAUUGAGAACAAAGAGAGUAUCGCCAAUACCAGGUUAAUUGAAGAAUCUAUAGCAGCGUUUUCUAUCGGCAAAUCUGUAACUCCUAGUAAUGGAUACCAAAACUCUUUGGUUAUAUCACAUUAUCUGGUGUACAAUCUGUAGCUAUCAUCAUUUAUGAUCCUUGAAUAUCUUCGUACUGUAUCAUCUCUCAGUGAAUGUAUAGAAAACAUAGAGAUAUAGCAUGGCAACAGUUGAUAAUAAAACAUUAUAAGGGUUCAUACCACAGGGCCGUGGCACCUCCAUUGGGGAGGACGGCCUCCUGGUAAUGUCUCGAGCAGAAUAAGUGGAUUAGUAUCAAAUCCAUCAAUGCCAUUCCGUUCACUCCGUUCCAGCCAUUACAAUGAGUCGUCCUCCCCUCAGCAGCCUCCCCUGGUUCAUACAUAAUGUACAACAGGUAAUAACGUAUUAUUGUAUAUCUGUCGGCUUCAAGUAAAGUGUUAGUGAAGUAGUCUAUGUAGCCUUCUCUUAAUCCACUGGUGCCAAAGAAACUCCUCUUCAAUAUAUCGUCCAGAUUGUUAAAACUGUGAUUGUCAUGUUUCUUGCUCUUAUAUAUAAAAAAAGAAGCUAUCUCCAGAAUCCUUAGAAUUCUAAAUAAAAACAUUGAAGCUGUCCUCCUCUCUCUUUAAUUCCUCCUGUUGGGGACUUGUUGAUUUGGAUUAGACUAGAUUAUAGACAUACAGAUGAUAAAUUAGACAGCUAUUGGUUGUCCUGUUCAUUACAGCCACAGUGCGUAAUAUUUCCAGUAAGUUCAAGUAGUAAAAUACACACCUUGAAUUUGAGCCAUAUGAUCGAUUGCUAUUUGCAUGUGAAAAUGUGCUCCAGGCUCAAGGCCUACCUUCCACUCUGAUGGUGUGAUGGAACAUUUUAUGUUUGUGCUUUUCUAAUAACCAAUUUCUGUGUUCGGUUUGUGCUUUUCUAGUAAGCAGUUUAUGUAUUCAUGCAAGUGACUGAAUCCUUAUUAUCAGUAUCUGCAAUUUGGCAGUACGCCCUGAACCUUGUUUUGAGAACAAAAUAAUAUCUCAGUUUCAAGGUUUCAGCUUGGAGAGAAGAAGCCUCAUGAGGUAUUGGUCUGUCACAUACAUGAACCAAACGUUAAUGAUGAAUUAAUUAUGAAUGAUAAGCAAAGUCAUGCCUAUGUAACGUGUCUGUAAGCAGUAUAUAAUAGCUCUAACGGGACUGCCCCGAAAGAGCUCCUGACAGACGUGCACUAUGGUGCAUCAAGUUUGUUGGAACCUCUCCAGUUAACUGUUAAUAAACAAUGUUUCAUUUAA
This is a messenger RNA of Oncorhynchus keta (chum salmon), 4073 nucleotides long. RefSeq names its product caveolae associated protein 2b (gene cavin2b). The transcript has 5 exons. The record is from RefSeq and is a predicted model, not a curated record. Gene Ontology annotation, cellular component: cytoplasm; caveola. Gene Ontology annotation, molecular function: protein kinase C binding. NCBI's taxonomy places the organism in Eukaryota, Metazoa, Chordata, Actinopteri, Salmoniformes, Salmonidae. Bases 312 to 1697 code for a protein of 461 amino acids.